Psammomys obesus (fat sand rat) is the source of this 408-nucleotide messenger RNA. Its product is annotated as ubiquitin-like. Gene Ontology annotation, molecular function: ubiquitin protein ligase binding; structural constituent of ribosome; protein tag activity. Lineage: Eukaryota; Metazoa; Chordata; Mammalia; Rodentia; Muridae. Gene Ontology annotation, cellular component: cytoplasm; nucleus; ribosome. Gene Ontology annotation, biological process: protein ubiquitination; modification-dependent protein catabolic process; translation. The record is from RefSeq and is a predicted model, not a curated record.
CGAGGCAGCAAAGCAGGCACCAACAUGCAGAUCUUUGUAAAAACCCUGACAGGCAAGACCAUCACUCUUGAAGUCGAGCCCAGUGACACCAUCAAGAAUGUCAAGGCCAAGAUCCAAGACAAGGAAGGCAUCCCACCUGACCAGAAGAGGCUGAUAUUCGCUGGCAAGAAGCUGGAGGAUGGCCACAUUUUGUCUGACUACAACAUCAAGAAAGAGUCCACUCUGUACAUGGUGCUGAGCCUGCAAGGCAACAUCAUUGAACCAUCGCUCCUUCAGCUCACCCAGAAGUGCAAAUGUGAGAUGAUCUGCCUCAAGUGCUACACAUGCCUACACCAUGGUUCUGUCAACUACCAUAAGAAGAAGUGCAGCCACACCAACAACCUGUGCCCCAAGGAGAAGUUUAAAUAA